GGCAUGACGUAGCAAGAAGCGGCAGAGUGAAACUCCUAUUGGCUAGCGGCGAAAUUUUAAAUAUACACGCGCUCGUUGCGGUAGAACCCAAACGCAAACGGAAUAACUGUGAGGAGCUGGUUGCUGCUGCUCGGUCGGUCGGUCGGUAAAAAAUAGUGGGACACCGCUCGAGUGGGAUUCAACCUUACUGGAAGAGGAAAACCAUGGAGAACGCCGUGUUGAGCCUCCAGAGUUUAUAUGAGAAGAUGCGGUCGCAAAUUGAACUUCUCAACGAGGCCGUGGAACCCAGCUUCAUUCUCAUGGCUCAGAACUUUGAAGACUGCCGAUGCAAGUGGCUGAUGGCGGAGGAGAAUCUAGAAUCCUGCAAGGAGAUUCUGACCAAAACUGAGACCGAGAGGGGGUCCUUGGAGGUGAAAUUGAAGCAUGCCCGAAAUCAAGUGGAUGUGGAGAUUCGGCGGAGGCAGAAGGCUGAGGCUGACUGCGAUAAGCUGGACCGUCAGAUUCAGUUAAUCAGGGAUCUUCUAACAAGCGAGGGCUCUUCGAACAGCAUCCAGCUAAGUGCAGAGCAGCGCUCGGCUCUGGCCUUCCUCAACACUAACAGCCAGGGAGCAGCCACUCUGAAUACCAGCCGAAGACUGACCACCAUAGAUGAGUCCGCCUCCAUCUUAUCAGAUAUCAGCUAUGACAAAACUGACGACUCCCUUGAUUGGGACUCGUCCGCUGUGAGGCCAGUGCGACUCAGGAAGCGACAAAAGAGGCGAUCAUCUAGACAUCAUGUGGACGGCCCUUCAGGUGUUUCUAAAAGAACUCGGUCAACAGGUGUGACGCAGGAGCGGGCCAAUGAGAGCCUGGUGACCACCACCACUGUGACUGUCCCGGCAGAUGGCGGACCUGUUGAGGCAGUUUCUACUAUUGAGACGAUUCCUUAUUGGACUCGUAGCAGGAGAAAGACUGCUACCAUGGAGUCGGACUCUGAAUCAGUCACGUCUGCGGAUGUUUUCAAGCAGCCCAUCAACCCAGAAGUUGAGAAAAAAAAUGAGCCCGCGACGCCGCAGAAAAACAAAGGUGUCCGUCAGCAUGAGUUUGUUUCCAAAACGGUCAUCAAGCCCGAGUCCUGCGUGCCUUGCGGGAAGAGGAUCAAGUUUGGCAAGAUUGCCUUGAGGUGCUGCGACUGCCGGGUGGUUUCGCACCCAGAGUGUCGGGACCGAUGCCCUCUGCCCUGCAUCCCUAUCCUGGGAAGUACACCUGUAAAAAUUGGGGAGGGUGUGCUUGCAGACUACGUCCCAGCCGUUUCGCCAAAGAUUCCCCCUCUCGUGGUCCACUGCAUUGCUGAGAUUGAGCAACGAGGUUUGCAUGAGGCUGGACUGUACCGACUGUCUGGUGCUGAUCGCACAGUAAAGGAGCUGAAGGAGAAGUUUCUACGCAGUAAAACUGUUCCUGUGCUGAGCAAAGUGGACGACAUUCACGCUAUCACUGGACUCCUCAAGAACUUCCUCCGCAACCUCAAGGACCCUCUCCUCACCUUCCACCUGAACCGUCAAUUCAUGGAAGCUGCUGAGGCUCCAGAUGAUGACAACAGCAUAGCACUGAUGUACCAAACUGUCAGUCUCCUGCCCAAUGCCAAUAGAGACACUCUGGCCUUUUUGAUCCUCCACCUUCAGAGAGUGGCUGAGAGUUUUGACACAAAGAUGGACAUCAGUAACCUGGCUCGGGUGUUUGGUCCCACGAUCGUGGGUCAUGCCGUUCCCAACCCGGACCCCAUGACCAUUUUACAGGACACCAAACGGCAACCAACGGUUGUGGAGCGUUUGCUGAACCUUCCGGCGAGUUACUGGGCCCAGUAUGUGAAAUCUGAAAAUGUGCAGCCACGCUUGGAUCACUUGAUUAUCCAGAACUCAAACUGCUACACCCCCGAGAGAGUGACCUUGCUUGGCCCCCUUACUCCAGAGCAGCAGAUGAAUAAAACACCGUCUUCCAGCUCACUGUCGCAGCGCUUUAAAUCCACGCUGACACCCAGAUUUGGGAGUAAGAGCAAGUCAGCAGCUGCACUUCCUCAAGGGAAGUUCUUUCAAUCUCCACUACUUAAAUAAUUCAAAUAAUUGUUUUUCCCCUCUGCAACACUUGUUUGUUUUUGUCUGACACCACAAAGAGAUGUACUUUUGUUGUUUUACCUGUUUUCAAACUGCCUUUUUAGUUUUUAAAUCAGACUGAAUGACAAUGUUCUGUACACUUUUUAUAAAUGUGCAUGUUAGAAGUAUGGAAAGCAACCUACACUGACCUGCCUCAACAUUAUGACCUCUUGCACAGUGUGAUAGCCAAUGCAAGAGCUGUAUCACACAUUUGGACUCUACAAAGAAAAUGUUCAGUUUUGAUUGACACUGUCAGAGAGAGUCAUUUAACAAUCUUUAUUGUGAUUGUAGUUUGCAGUUGAGUAUCAUGCUGAGAGCCGUUUUUAAUAUCUUUGACUCGUGACUAAUUAAGGUAACCAAAAUAGAAUCAGUUCCAUUAAUUUCUGACAGUCAAUCAAAAUGGAACAUGAUUAUAUUUGUAAAGGCAGAAUAUUUGUUACAGCUUUUGUGUUGGAUAGCAUUACAAUGUGCAUGUGGUCUAAAUGUUAUGGCUGGUUUUUGAAUUUCUCCAUUUAAUCUUAGACCACUUUUCAACUCAUGUGUCACUCAGAAGUUGAAGAGUAUUUUGAGGCAUUUCAUUAUUGAAGGUACACCUGGCUGUUUUAAGUUUACUCCAGUUGGAUGUUGAAUACCUUUAGAGAAUUGUUCUGUAGAUGUUUGUUGUGUACUUUCUUACUUUAAUAGUUAAAAUACAGUAUACAAUUUCUAAAAUUCA
Messenger RNA from Phyllopteryx taeniolatus (common seadragon), 2844 nucleotides. RefSeq names its product Rac GTPase activating protein 1 (gene racgap1). The coding region runs from base 204 to 2090 and encodes 628 amino acids. The record is from RefSeq and is a predicted model, not a curated record. NCBI's taxonomy places the organism in Eukaryota, Metazoa, Chordata, Actinopteri, Syngnathiformes, Syngnathidae. Gene Ontology annotation, biological process: signal transduction. The transcript is spliced from 17 exons.